UUGCACAGGUCUGUAGCUGCCCACGCUGAAUAUCCUAGCUCAUACACGGACUUGCAAACUCGUGGUUCAGCAUACAGGCCAGUAUCCACAUCUCUUGCUGAAGCUACAAGGUCACACACGAAUACACAUGUGCUCGAUGCUUUGCACAGGUCGGAAGCUGCCAGCUCAUUCACAGAAUUGCAAACUCGUGGCUCAUCGAAUAUACCAGUAUCUGCAUCCCUUGCUGGAGUUACAAGGCCACACACGGAACCACACGUACUUGAUGCUUUAUGCAGGCCUCCUCCGCCCCAUGCUGAAGUUGCCAGCUUCACAGAGUUGCAACCUCUUGAUUCAUCGUACAGACCAGUAUCCACAUGUGUGACUGGAACUACAAGGUUGCACGCAGACCCACAAGUGCUCGCCUUCAUGGAAAGGAUAUUACAAAUACUGAAUGGUAUUAAGCAGACCCAGCAGGCCCAUUCACAAUAUCUUAAUGAGCUGCUCAGCAAUGCAGACAGUGCUCCGUCGCACCCUUGUCACCUCCCAGAGUUGCCUUUUUCGGAUGUGGCAGACGUGCUCGACUAUGAGAAAAAACUACAGACAGACAAAAAAGCUCAACAUCAGAUGAAGAAGCACAUGGCUGUCCAAGGAGGGGACUCAACAAAACAGAAAACAACACGCAUACUACAGUCCCUCCUGAGCUGGAAUGCUGCAAUCAGCUUCAGCUGGUUUGGUGCGAAGGGGAAAAAAAAAUUCUCCGAGCUGCAUCUGUGCAAGCUUAUGUGUGGCACAUUGACUAAUGACGCAAGACACCCAGAUGCCACGCUAAAGGAUGUCGAGAGGGCCGCCAUGACGUGGUUCCGCCAUGCUGCCGAGCGGCUUGCUGCGCAACAAACAUAAUUGUUUUCAACGUCAAGUAUGAUCCUGCUAAAAGUCAGUUUCUGGUUGCAGAUUUUCUGCAUUGCUUGUAUGAACAUUUGUUUUCUUUUUUCACCAGUGUUUCGUUCCUUCUUUUCUUAUUAGU
Molecule: messenger RNA, 1003 nt
Organism: Dermacentor silvarum
Lineage: Eukaryota; Metazoa; Arthropoda; Arachnida; Ixodida; Ixodidae
Exons: 9
Coding region: 406-879 (157 amino acids)
Source: RefSeq, a predicted model, not a curated record